Molecule: messenger RNA, 1899 nt
Organism: Limulus polyphemus (Atlantic horseshoe crab)
Lineage: Eukaryota; Metazoa; Arthropoda; Merostomata; Xiphosura; Limulidae
Product: cytochrome P450 3A19-like
Exons: 13
Coding region: 186-1382 (398 amino acids)
Molecular function (GO): oxidoreductase activity, acting on paired donors, with incorporation or reduction of molecular oxygen; heme binding; monooxygenase activity
Source: RefSeq, a predicted model, not a curated record
AAUAUUUUUAGAAAUUGCAUGAAUUUGAACUCAAGAAAUACAGGGAAUUGGGAAGAAUCCAUGGAAUUUUAGAUGGAUUCAAACCUGCUAUCUCUGUGGCUGAGCCAGAACUUUUGAAAAAGAUCUUGGUGAAGGACUUCCAUGCAUUUUCAAGGGUGCGGGAUUUCACAGUCAGUGAUUUUGUAAUGGACAAGAUGCUAUUCGCUCUUCAAGAUGAAGAUUGGAAACGAGUUCGCACAAUUCUAACUCCAACUUUCACUUCCAAGAGAAUGAGAGAUAUGGCUGAACAGAUUGGAAAGUGUGCAGAUGUUAUUACCAAUUCCUUUCUGAAAGCUGCUGAUGAGGGAAAACCAGUAGAUUGUAAAAAGUAUUUUGAAAGCUUAACCAUGGACAUUAUAGCACAAUGUGCCUUUGGUAUUAAAAUAAGUUCCCUUGAUGACCCAAACAAUCAAUUUGUUUUGAAUGGCAAGAAGUUUUUUAGUGGAUCUUGGAGAUUUUUGUUGUUUAUUUUAUUUCCUUGGGUAUUUAGAACAUUGAACAUUGGUCUAAUAGACUCUCAAGCUGAACAGUUUUUUAAGGAUACUACAAUGAAAUUGAUAGAAGAAAGAAGAAAAUCCAAUCAGCAACACUCAAAAUACAAUGAUUUUCUUCAACUUUUGGUGGAUGCUCAGAAUCUUGAAACUAAAGAUGGGGAAUUUCUAGAGACUGGCAGUGACAGCAAAGGAAAGAGUAACAAGCUAAAGGCACUAUCAGAAGAUGAGAUGAUAUCACAGUGCUGCAUGUUUUUUGUUGUGGGUUUCCAGACGACUUCCUUAACUUUGUCUUUUAUUUUAUACAAUAUUGCCGUUAACCCAGAGUGUCAGGAAAAACUGGUACAGGAGAUCAAAGAAGCUCUACAGAAUCAGAACGAAUGUCUUCAUGAUACUGUUUGCAAAAUGAAUUAUUUUGAUGCUGUUAUUUCUGAGACUCUCCGAAUGUACCCACCAGCAAUUUUUUCAGAGCGACGUGCUACCGAGGAUUAUGUUUUAGAUGAUGCUGACAUAGUCAUUCCAAAGGACAUGAUUAUUCACUAUCCCAUAUAUGCUAUUCACCAUGACCCAGAGUGGUUUCCCAACCCAGAAACUUUUAAUCCAGACAGGUUUUUACCAGAGAACAAAGAUUCAAUUUUGCCGUAUACCUAUUUUCCAUUUGGUGCAGGGCCACGGAACUGUAUUGGAAUGCGAUUUGCUCAGCUAGUACUAAAGAUUUGUCUUUUGAAGAUUUUGACUGGUGUUAAGUUUUCCAGAUGCAAAGAAACAAAGGUACCACUUGGUUUACAUAAUGAAUUGGGUCUUCUUGAGCCAGAAGAAGUCAUUUUGAAACUAGAGAGAAGAGAAACAUAAGGUCAAGAUAUGUAUUUGUGUAGUGUGGUAGCAGCAAAUUCCUGAAAAUGGCCCUUUCUCAGAACGUGUUCAUCUUAACCUUGGUAGUCAUUUGACUUCUGCUCAUCAUCUUAAUUUUGAAAACUGUAAAGUAUUAUUAGUCUGUAUUUUUUUAACUGAGUUUUCUUCAAAAACUUAUUUGUAAUUUUAAAACUUAUGAAAGAAAGCAAUUUUUGAUAUUAAGAUUACUUCAUACAUUUCAUAAAAUGUGAAUAAAUUCAAGGUGAGAUGCUAUAUUUUUAACAUACUUUUUGAAAAACGUUUUAAUUCGGGAUAUAUAUUUUUAAAUAAUUAUACCAAUCAUCCUUUGUAGGUAAAGUUUAUAAAAUAGAAACAUAUAUGAGAAACUUGGACCUAAUUUUUAUUUCUAUAGUAAUAUAUAAUAAUUAACCAAGUUUUUUCCUUGAGUAUUUGAUAGAACAAAUUUUAGAAUGUCUUGUAAUUGUGUGACUUAUAAUAAAUAGAAUUAAAUCAAAAA